CAAUUUUCUGUCUUAUGUGAAUAUGUAUUUCGAGCUUAUACAUCUGCAAUCCAUCCCUGUAGGCAAAGAUGCUAGUUCUUAUAUAGAAUGCUAUAGUUUGCUAUUAGUUUACAUUCUUACACAAACUGAUGAGUCUUUCACCUUUCUCUCGUUUAUAUUUGGUGAAUCCCAUAGUCUAGUGUUUAGCCCUGCGUACUGACAUUCGAAAGGGCAAAGUUGGAGUCUUGCUCCGACCAGCAUCCAAAUUAUAGAAAACAAAUUCGAAAUGCGGACGCCCCUUGGCAGGAAAUUUCAAGUGUCCAGGUGUAUUUCUGACAGCUCCUCAUAAAAACCUUCAGUCGUUCGAAGGCGGGCUAAUAUGAACUGUAAGCUCGUCCAAUUGUUGGACGCACACCACAAAUUGGUGGUGGGCAACGGUCAGAAAUUGCUUCCGUGGUAGAUAGGUGAGUGGGGAGGAUAUGCACCGCGAGCAGUGGUCUAUUGCGCCCUCCGAUUCCUUCACAUUACAUCAAUCAACUAUUAUAAAACCUACCAUGCUAAAGUGUUGUUUUUCUUUUAUAAGUUUUUUUUGAGCUUAAGGCCUGGUUUGUUUGUAUGAAUUGAAUAUUUGUAUGAUAUUAUGAUGAAGAGAUGUGGUGAUCUCCGGGGUGAGACAAGCCAAGAAGUCCGAUGAAGAGAUGUGGUGUUCUCCGAAACAGCUGCCACUUCUAACUUUUUCCAUACAACAAAGGAAAAUGUUAGAAGUGACAGCUGUUUCGGAGAUCACCACAUCUCUUCAUCAGACUUCGUGGUUAUUCUCACCCCGUUACUGGGAUAUCAGUACCUGUAUCUUAUUCUCAUUUCUUCAUUUUUAUUAAUAUAUAUAAUUGGCGCUUUGUAACCACUGGAGAGAUUUUCGGCCGAGCAUUUCUUAGCUCCUCUUUAAUCGGGUGCGGAACUGUAGUGAAAAAAGACUCUGGUAUCUUAGUCGAAUUUGAGGCCACUACUUUUGUAAGUUUAUCUGCUAUUUCCUUCCCUUCAACUCAGAUGAGCCGAACUUUGUUACGUUCACCUACUACAUUAAGAUGCUUACCACAUGCCCACUGGAAAUUAUUAUAUGUUGAUUGAUAGUCUUCAUGUUGAAUAUGAUAUCCGCGUAUGAGGUUAUGGCGUACACUUUUGCUUGAAGGAUGCUGGGAUAUUUCCCCGUUGUUAUCGAUAGCCUCUUUGUGGAGACCAUGAUGACCAAUUCCUUCUGCAGUCUUUGAUCCGUCUUUAUAGCAUGCAUUCGGUGAGGUCUAAUUUCUUGUUUUCUCCGCAUUUGGUUCAAGAAGAAUAGUCCAUUCAAGUGCUGUUGUAAGACCCUUAUCUUUUAGGCAAAAAAAUAUAUGUUUUUAGGGAUACCCAAAGACUUCUACUUAUCGAUCGAUAUAAUUAUGUAAAGUCGAUGAUAAGGCAAAGAUUUUAUUAGAUAUUUUUGGGAUUUAUUUUUCAUACCCCACCUUUAAUGGAAAAAUUGUUAUUUUCAAAGGAUUUUCAUUUUUAAAUAAAGAAAAUUUCUGUUCAAUUAGAAAUUGGUAUUAAUUCAACACCAGAAAUUAAAUUCUAUCUAUCCCUUAUGUAUAAAAUUUAUUUCUUAUCGCCUAAAUCUACAGUAGUUCUCAAAGCUUCCACUGGGAUGGAAUAAUACAUGCCCCAUAGAACUACUACUUCAGCGAUAAUUCGAUUUACUGUCGAGUUCGCAAGCAUUUGUAUUUCAAUACAAGGCUACAUACACAUGCACUCGGUAAGUGUGACCGACUUACGAAUGACGAUGGGGCAUCGUACACUUGGAGCAAUGGCCGUCAGCCGUUCGCGCACUUGAUUCACUUCUUUGCUGUAAAUGCCAAAUCUUCUUAAACUUAAAAGCGACGUGAUCGCACAUAUUCCUCUCAUUCACCUGUCAUGUAGAAUAUUACAAAACUAAAAAAAAUCUCUAACAUACAUUUAUACAUAUAUAGUGUAAGUGUAUCUGUUCACCCACUCCUCGUCUGUUGGUUGAGGCGCGAAAUCGGCAUACUUUCGAUUGGUACGACUACAAAUGUAAGUUCAUGUGAUUGUAUGUAUGUGCAAAAAAAAAAUUCGAAGAGCAGAUCAAACAGCUGUGUUGUGUUUCUGUUGAAUGCUGUCAGAUUUGUGCAACUGUCGAGCAGGAGAUCUCUUUGGUGGGCUGUAAUGUUGCACUUUGUGGACGAUGUUGUUAAAUUAAAAUUUAUCAAAAAAUAGACGAAUUGAGAGAGAGAGCGCGAUUGGGAGUGUUAUGAUUCUUUUCAAAACUUGACUGCGCCUACGACUCGAAACAAAAAAAAAGCCAUGGAUCUUUUUUCACUCUACGAUUGGAUAACCUCCUUGCUGCGGCCGCGUGGUCAUUUAAAACCGAUUGAGAAUAAACACGCGGAUCACUUGGAAGCAUCAGUUGAAGAGAUCACAGAGGCGGCUAAUCGCAGUGCCCCACCAGCGGAAACUACACAACAAAUUGAGGCAUUAAUACCACCGACAAAGAACGUUGAGCUUAUACCCACAUUAGAUUUCGUGAUACACGAGCCGACAGCCACAGAGCUUGACGUGCAACAUGUUGCCGAUAUAUUGUCGCAGCUUGAAAUUGAUACGUUCAAUGUUAAUCACACAACUAAUUAUGGAAACAACAGCGAUGAUGACAACAGCGACAAUCACUCCGGACACACAUAUGUAAUUGAACGUAGUUGUAGUGCAGAGAUCUAUAACAACAGCAACAGCAACAGCAACAGCAGCAGCAGCACAAAUACCGAGGAAUUACUGCGACAGGAGAUAAUACUUUGUAGCCUCACAGACACCACAACCGAUUUUUCACUUGUCUAUGAGCCAACUAGUUCCAUAUCCAUUGAAAUGGACAAUUUAGGUAAGAGUGCAACAACAGUGACAACGACGACACCGUCAGCCGCAACGACGUCCGAUGAAGUGCCUGAGACGACAGCCUCAUCGUCUCGUAAGAACAGUAAUCCAAGUGCCAUCACCACAGCCACAACAACGAGCAGUGGUGAGCAGAGUAUAGAAGAGGAAAUUGAGGAGGCCAUUGAGAUUAGUGAAGAGGAUGAUGCAGAAGAACUGUCGGCGGCAGGUCGUUCGUUAGAGCUAUCUGAAGCAGCAGGCUAUAUAAAGUCAAUUUCUAUAAAGGAGCCUGAAAUACAAGCAUUUCGACAAAACGAAGGGCCGGAAGCGCAUGUGGAGCAGUCAGCAGUGAGUGUGUCCAAACGAAGAGAAAAUAAAAUAAACACAAGUGAAGAAGAAGACGAACAAUUCAAGAUUGAUGACGAUCAAUUGUCUGGUGGUAACAUAGCACAGCACUUUGUGUUGGAUGACGAGGAGGAAGAAGAAGUCGCCUCUGAUAAUAGCGCUCCAGCAGCCAAUGUGCAAGUACACUCACGCCAUACAUCAUCCAGUGAAGCAAGUGUGCAAUUCAGCAAAGCAGCGACGGAUUCAGCUGAGGUAGAUUUUGAUGAUCUGGACGUGAGUCUACCAUUGGGUAAAGCACAACAUUCUCGACAUGAAGAGCUGGUAUUAAGCAAUUCGGUAGCGGAACCACGGGAGGCGAGUCUAAGUAAUGAGAGUACAGCCAAUGAUGUGUCAGACAUAGUAGAGGAACCGCGACAGGGAGAAGACUCGUUGAAAAGUGCAGAACUUUCAGUGGCUGCACCUGACGCAACACAAAAAUCCUGCGACCAAGAACCAAAUACAACAAAUGUGUCGCUAAGCAAGUCCCUAGUGAGCAAAGAUUCAAGAGGGAGUGCGGCUUCACAGCAUGUGCAGAUAGAGAGCCAACGUUCAAAGACUGGCAGUCAAGUACCAAGCAAAUCGCCCGAAUAUGGCGAAAAAGAUAACUCAAUUGAAGAGAUUUUAGCAAGUAAUCACAGUUUUGAAUAUACAUUAGACGACCAUGAUGUGAGCUCUCUCAAUCCCAGCUAUAUUCUACACAAUGAGUCGCUGGUGAAUGAGCUGCUGGCGGACACAAUGGAAGAACAGCCGAUGGAUGUGCAAAAGUUCAGCGAUUUGCGCACCAAUUCUUCGAAACCGGUAGAAAGAAAUACUGACCCUGGACGUAUAGUAACCGAUUUGGAUGCAGGCGCUUCAGAAACAGAAGUGAAAAGUGCUGGAACUCAAGUUCAAGAAACGCAACCGAUAAACAUAAACGAACAAGCGGCCAAAAAUGCCAACCUAGAAGAGACUGAAAUACAAAAUGUGCCAUUACGUGAGACACACAUCGUCGAAACGAAACUAGCAAUUAUCUCGGAAACAAUGCAACUGCAAGGUAUGGCCGACAUUGAGGUGGAGACUUUGGAGACCGUUGUGGAGCAUGCAGAUCCCGAAGAAAAUUCAAUGCCUGACUUAGAUGAAGCCACCAAUGAGCUACGCAGCGUACUCAGCAACUUACUGGGCGCUAAAAAUCAAGUGACGAGUGUUUCACCGGAGCUUGAGCCGCCUAUGAAAGAAGACGACGAUGAUGAUACAUCGCUAAAGCUAAUGAAAAUGCGUAUUCUCGCCAUGAAGACUCAAGCCAAGGAGCAGCAACUUAAUUUAUCACCCAAUGAAGUGAUCGCUGUGAGCGCCAAUGUGAGUGGGGAUGUGCAGUUGAUAAAACAAAUGGAACGUGUGCCAUUGAGUGAAUACACCAAGGACGUGCUGGAGGAUAUUACUGAAGAGAGCGAGCGCAACUCACUUUCAACCGCUGAGGAACACCGUUCAUUGUCGAUGGAACGUUCAACGGCAUCCACAGAUGGCAAAGAGGAGAGCAAGACGUUGCAUGCUGAAUUCGAAGCGCCAACAGCGGCAGACUUGACGGCCACUUCCACCAGCUUAGUUAGUUUAAAUAUGCUGCAAAUGCUGGAAAACAAAGUAUCGGAGUUGCAGGAUAUGGUGGCGGGCAAGGAUGCCUGCUUGACUGCGCUGAAUUUGCAGUUAGAGACGGCACAGCGCCGCGAAUCGAGCGGCGCAUAUUCCGUCGAGCAACUGGGUUCUGGCCGUGAUACGAACAGCUCACUGGUGACCAACUCGACGGAGUAUCGCACGCUACAGGAAGAAUUUGGUGGACCGACUAUGGAUAUUUACAUGGAAUUAUCGCGGCGCGAUGAGUUGAUUUCAAAAUUAACGGAUUCUCUACAGCAAUCCAUGAAUGUACGCGAGCAAUUGCAAACGGACAGCGAUAAGCUCGUUAAUGAAGUACAGAUGUUGCGCAAACAACUGAGCGAUGCGCUGGACACGCUACGUCGACCUAACUGGCCACGUGCCGAUUUGGACAGCAAUUGCGGUCAACGCAUAUCGGAGAUUUCUAUGGAUUUGAUAAGUGAGAGCGAUGACGACUUGGAUCGUCACUUCUACACAGAUAACGAGGAUAAAUAUUCACGUCAUUCGCGCGAACGACAACUUUCGGUGCCGCGUCAAACGGCCGAUAUGUAUGGCGGUGCUGCUGGCGAUAUGGAGGCGCCCGAGUGCAUACCACCGCCAUUCAGUAAGCAAAUCGAACAAUUUCAGAAAUAUCUCAAUCCGAAUGAGGUACGUUUAUUUUUCAUGGUACAAAAGAAAUUCGAUGAUUAUUUGAGCCAAGAGAUUGAAAAAUGCAAAAUUAAGUGUGAACAUGAACAAAAGGAAUUUAUUGAAAAACUGGAAGCUGAGAAACAACAACAAGACACUGAAAUAAAGAAAUUAAUGAGAGCGCGCGAGGAGCAGGAUGUGAAACAUGCAAAAGAAGUGGAAGAGUUGCGCAAAUAUUUCGAGACCAAAUGUGCCGAAUUGGAGAAACAAUUUUCUGAUGAUGUGUUUUCACAAAAGUCGCAACAUCGCACUGAAGAUACAUCGUCCUCCGAGAGCUCAGACAAUGAGCAAUUGCCUGAAGAUGCUGCACCAGUGUCAACUGCAACACGUUCCAAGGACAGCUCACCGCGUAAACGUACACGCGCGGAGCUGUUGCUUAGCCCAAGUCAUCGCCAAAUCACGCCAAUCACUGAUGCCUUCAAUGAAGAUGUGAAUAGCUCCGUGGAAAUUGCAGAGUUGAAGACAUUCUAUCAGCAAAAGUUACGCGCUCAUGAUGAGCAAUUGCGAAACGUCAUGGAGAAAUUGAAGUACUAUGAGAGUCGUUAUCCAGAGGAUGAUUUUAUGUCUGCCAAGAAAAUAACAACUACAGCGGCUGAUAUCACCAACCGACAUAUGUCUCAUUCAACUACAACAACAACGAAUGCAAUGAACAUUGUAAAAACGACCAACGAAUGUCAGUUGAAACAACAAAACACCAAUAAUAUAAACAAUCAGGAAUCGGUAUCAUUGCAAGUACGUGAUUCCAAUACAUCCUUGAUUAUCAUCGAUCAGGACGAAUUGAAUCUACACAAUGAAUCACAAGUGAUACAAAAGAUAAUUGAAGAAUAUGAGAAACGUUUGCAGGAACAGGUGACUUUGGCGCGCGAAGAUAUUGUACGUGAAUUGGAGACGCAGAUUCAGACACUAUUGUCGGAAACAACAACUGAUGAUCAACAUUGGCCGCCGGAACUGAUUUUAUUGCGUGAGAAAUUUACCGCUAAAAGUCAAUUAAAAAUCGCCCAACUGCAAAUCAAACAUGAAGAGGAGAUGUCGCGCUUAAAGUUAGAAUAUGAAAAACAGUUGAAUCGCAAGAAUAAACGCCAUUCAACUUUCGAUUCGGCUCGCGAUCUCGAACAGAUUAUAAGUGAUCGUGACAAUUUGCGAGAACUAUGCAAGAGCUUCCGUAACGUCUUAGCCAAGCUUGCCCAAUGCAUGGUGAAUUGUGAAGAUGAUAUGAACAACACACUCAUGCAGGAGGUGCAGCGCCUUGUAGGGGGACACAACCGCACCUUGGAUGAGCAAACGGCAGCAGAAGUUGAUUUGAACAAUUCGCAAUUGAAUGCAUCGCCGAAUUCCAACAAACAAACCCGUUGCUUGCCCGACUUACACAAUUUGUUGGAAUUAGUGGAGGAUCCUAGUUUGGUGGAUUUUGUGAGCAAUAAAAGUAGCGACUUACAAGAUGAUUUCGAUUUGCGUGAAUGCCUUGAGCGUUUGAAUGCCGAAGCUUUAUACUUGUUGCAACUAUCUGAAGAGCUACACAAGCGGCAAAGAUGUCGUUUGUCCAGCUUAUCAAGUGGCUUAGAGAAGAUCGACAGUUGCUGUGAGUGUGAUAGUGAUGGUGAAAAAUCGCCAACAAUGUUUAAAAAUACGCAUCGCUUCAUACGCACUGCGUCCCUAAAUGAACAGAACCUGCCCACCUACAAGGAACACAUAAAACAUCAGCAGGAUCAACUACUCAACUCGCUGCCACCCGAUUUGAAUCGACUACGUGCCGAUAUUGCUAUGCGUAAUAAUGAUGAACUCUUCUCUACGCCCGGUGGCAAUGCGUCCGAGCUGAAUUUCCAAGUGCAUGAAUUGAAAAAUCGUCUAGUGAAAUCAGAAACCGAUCGUGUUAAGCUGCAGGAAGAACUGGAGCACACCAUUAAACGGAAUGCAGAGUUGGGCGAGGAGUUGCAGGUGCUGCGGGAUCAACUGUCACAAUUGAACUCACUCAAUCACACCGAUUAUGCCGAAGGUUAUGGUCAUGGCUCGCUGAGAAGUCCGCCGCGUGCCUCCGGUUCGGAGAGAUCUUCGACCAGCUUUACGCAGUUGCAAGAGAAGGCGCGCAAUAUACUAUCGUCGCCAACACAACAACAGCCCAACAAUGAUGCCACUGUAGUGUUGCUGCAAAUGAUCGAAGACUUCUGUCGUGAGGGCGACAAGGUGGUGGAGUGUGGCAAGAAGGAUCGUGAAGAUCUGCAAUUGCAGAUUGAUGCGGCGGAUAAACAAUUGAAAGCAACUCGUCACUUCCUCGAAGAGCAAGCUGCCGAACGAGAACAGGAGCGUGAUGAAUUUCUGCGCGAAAUUGAGCGUUUAAAAGCGCAGCUGCGCGAUAAAGAGAAGGAGCGCAGUACGUACGAGAAUGCCUCGAAGGAGGCGGAACAUUUGGAGACACAAAUUCGUGAACUUAAUCAAAAACUCAACGAAGCGAAUGCAAAACGUGAUAAAUUCGAAAUUGAAUUAAAAGCAUCAAUAGAUAAAAUAUUCGUUUUGCGUGAAAUUAUCACCGAAUUGGAAACGCAGGUGGAAACAAAGGCGUUGAAUGAGCAUGUCUUGGGUGAAAAGAAUAAGCAAUUGGAAGACUACAUAAAUGCCCAAACCCGUUCAAAUGAAACGUUACAGCAUGAAGUGCAGAGUUUGAAAUUGGAAAUUGGUGAAAGUUAUCAGGAGCGUAUACGUUUUCUGGAAGAGAAACUGCAAAAUAUGCGGCCGUCAGCGGAGCAGAGUAUGGUGUUAGAUCAAGUGGUGGAGCAGCUCCGUGACAUUGAGAACAAUCUAGAUCAGAAGACGAAAAAUCUCGAGUCCAUACACCAUUCAAUUUCCUCGAAUGCCAAUAGUGCCACAGAGGAUGUCUCUGUAAAUGGCACUCGUCCCGCUCUGAACUCAUUGCCAGCAGCAGCAAUUGGUACUUUGGAUAAUUUACAUACCACACCAGGUUCUCCAAUGCAUCCAUCGCCCAGACAGCAUUCACUCACCAUGGAGGGUGUUCAACGUAUCGCCGAUAAAGUUGCCAAACAUACACGUGUCGAAGAGGCAGCCGUUAAACGUAUACGUGAUUUGGAGAUGCAAGUGACGCAGAUGCGUGAUUCCUGUGUGGACCUGCAGCAUGAACGCGAUGCACUGCAAGAUCGCAUUUCCGAGCAAACCCAACGCAUUACCACCUUGCAGUCCCGUCUUGAAGAUCAGCGGAAGCGUGCAAUGGAGCUGCAGCGUGCCGGUUCUAUUGACCUGAAUGUGCGCGUUCAUGAUCUUCAAAAUGAAGUACAGAAUCUACGCGAAACACUUUCGGCGCGUGACAAACAGAUGGCCACAAUGAAGCAGCAGCUGGAUAAGAGUAAAGUUGCCAUUGAUCGACUUGAAGCCGAGUUGGCUGUGGAACAGCAACCGGACCGCAGCAUUGUGGAACGCUUGGAGAUGGAAGUGAAGCAAAAGAAUGCAGCCAUACAGCUGUUGAAGGAGAAAAUCAAAAAUGAGAUGAUAAACAAAUUAUCAUUGCCCGAUUUAAUGGAAACUAUGCUGGCCGAUAAGAAUGAGGAGAUCGAUCAUCUCAAGGAGCAGCUGGAAUCGAAGGAAAAGGAAAUACAAGAACUCAACUCGAGUCAGCACUCGAGCUUAGGGCGUGCCGGUGACAAGAGUGUCGGUGCGGGCAAGGAGGAAAUGAGCACGAAAUUGAGUGCGCGCACGCUGAGCGACAUAGUGUCCAUUAGUGAAUUUGACGAGCCAGACGUAAUGCGACGUGCUGCUGUGGCGCAAGAAGCGACGCCAAUACAACUAGCGGACGGGAAUCGUGGUUUCGGUCAAAAAACUAUGGACACAUCAAAGCAGGCGCUGGCGAAUCUGACACACAAGCGCACCGAGGACCUGUCUGGUUUUGCCACACUGCGUCCAGUCAACACCUUCGAUAAUCCACACUACUUCCAAGAUCCCAAUGUGCUAACACUCACUGGCCAAUCUGCAGCCACGGCCACGCCACCAAUUGUGCCACGUCAUAUUAACUUCUCGGCCCUAACAGAGGAUUCCAAAUUGAAAACACCUGGUUUGGAAAUGUCCGCAAUGGAUAAAAGAAUUGCGGAGGAGAAAGAAAUGUACCAAAAGCUGGAGCAAGAAGUGCAAGAGCUGAAAGAAAAACUUACCAGCGUUUCUAACGAAAAAGAUAGCGCUUUGCGUGAGAAAGAUCAAGAAAUGCAAGCCAUGGAGGAAGAGUUGGUUGCCACACAAGUUCGUUUGGGUGGCCUGCAACACGAUUUGGAGCAACAACAAACUGAAAUAGUUAAAUUAAAGCAGGAAGCGCAAAAAUGUCUGGCACAUCAAACAGAAAUCGCCGAAAAGACGGCCGAAAUUGAAUUACUACUGAGCUCUCAAGAGCGUCUAACAAAAGAGAAUAAAGAACAGCAAGAACGUCUCACAAAAAGUGAGAAGGAGCUGCUGAACUAUAAGGAGAAUGAACAACGUCUGCAGAAACGCGUAACCGAAUUGGAGGAGAAAAUCCUGCAAACCACUGAGCAUGAAGUUAACGAGCGGGAGAGUCUGCGUAAAGAGCUAAGAGCCAUUAGCGCCGUACACGAGCAGUGCAAGAACACGGUGCGCGAGCUGGAGCUACGCAAGGUGGACAACGCACAGCUGAAUGAGCAACUUAAAGCCAAGGAGCAGCGAUUGCAGAUGCUCACAAACAAAUUAGUUCAAGCUGAUGAAAACGUCAGUGAGCUGGAGCAGAAAAUACGCGCACUAGAAACGGAGUUGGAGCGUUUGCGGCAGCAACCCAAUAGUGAAAAUAGCUCCAAGCAAUAUUCUGUAGAUGAAAUUGCGCAGCAAGUGGAAAAGGAGCUGAACUAUUCGGUACAACUGGACACGAAUAUAUUGCAGGUUAUCGAAAGUGAAGAGGAAAACAACCUGGAUCGCAAGAGUCGUGACAAAGCGUCGCAAGAGCCCAAAAAGACUGAAACUCAGGGCACCGACGACGAGAAUUUCACCGAACGUGACUUGCUGAACCAGUUGGAAGCGCUAAAGGCGCAAAUCGCCGUGGAACGCGAACAAGGUGAAUAUAUACGCCAGGAAUUGGCUAUGGAAAAACAACACUCACAAGAAAUACAAGAACAGGAUGUGGUCAUAAUCGAGGCUAUGCGUAAACGACUCGAAACCGCUUUGGAAAAGGAGGAUGAAAUGCACAAAUUAAUGGAGAUCGAGCGUGAGCGUUGUGAACGCUUGCAAACACAAAUCGCCGCCAUGCAACGCGUCGAGUCGCGUCGUAACUCAUCGAUGUUGAAAUCACCAAGCGAUUCGCCGCGUAAAUCGCCACGUGGACUUGGCAACGAUUUCGAAUCGGAGCUGGCAGAGCGACUGCGCAGUGAAAUUAAAAUGCUAACUGCACAAAAUGAGCGCGAACGGGAACGCUGUAUCGAUACGCAGCGCGCCAGUGAACGUGAGCGUCAACGCUUUGAAAGCGAGCUGCAAGAGCGUGUGGAUUAUUGUAGCAAAUUGAAGCGUGAAAUGGAAAAGUUGGCGCGUGACAAAGAUAUGGUGGAAGAAGAGUGUGAACACUUGCAGGAGCGUCUAACUGCGCAGACAAAAGAAAUCGAGUGCUUAGAGACCAGACUGGCCACAUUGCAAGAGGCAGAAACGCGACGCACAACACGACGUGAUCGGCACCAGAAGGAAAGUGCACAAUUAAUGGGUGAAAUACAAGAAAUUAAGACACUGCUCUUGGCUACCGAAGCGGAACGUGACAAUUUGCUCAAAAAUAUUACGCAAUUACGCUUCGAAGUAGAGCGUGCAGCGCAACGUGAAGCCAAACUUGCAGAGGCGCUCGCCAAUGCAAAUAUGGCUGCCACAGAAGCAUCAGUGCCGCAACAGUUUCUACAAAAGAUGAAGGAAAUCAAUACACUGCUGGCGGAGAAUACGCAGGAGAAUCGGCAAAUGGCCGAGACGGUACAAUUCCUGGUGGAGGAGCGUCGGCAAUUGCAGAAAAAAUGCGAAGAUUUGGAAGGGCAACUCGGCGGCACCGCAAAUGUGACGGAGCUGGAGGAGCGCUGCAAUCAUUUGCUCGGCCGCUAUUUGCGCGUUGAAUCGCAUCGUAAAGCGCUUGUGUAUCAAAAGCGUUAUUUGAAAAUUUCACUGCAAAGCUAUCAGGAGAGCGAACAACGCGCGCUGGCUACACUCAAUGGCGGACACUUGCUGCAGCCUCAACGCAACAAGAAGAAGUUAUUUAAAGCUGUUGCUUUGGCUGUUGUAGCUAUUCAGCGCAUGAAAUACAUUGGACGCUCUUGGCGUACGGGAAAGCGAAUCGUUUCGAAGUCUGUAUUUACAAUUACGCAACAAAAACCCGCUCAGCCGCCAGUGCUUACCUAUGCCGCCGCAGCCAAUUCGAAUUGCCCCAAAUCUCCAUCAACAAUGCCAUUUUACAAUGCGCCCAUCUGCAAUACAUCGCGGCAAAGAGAUCGCCAAUAUCAGGGAUUGAAGUCUCCAGCAUUGGUGCAUGAUUGCCUGAAUGGUGGCGGUGUGGAUGAUGGCGUCACAUCUACAACAAAUCUAAAUUCCGUGCCAAUGUUCGAUUGGCCACGCCUACAGACAUAUCAACAGUAGCAUUUGCUGUUGACCAGAGCCCUGACACUAUACGAUAAGUACAUACCUACAUCCGGUGAACGUAAAUGCUCAAAAAUGAGAUUCUUAAGAAAAUCAAGCCAACAACAACAAUAGUUGACGGUCAAUGCAAUCGUCAAAUGAAGCGCAUUUUAUUAUUCUUGUGUAUCAUAGGAAGAAGAAAAUGCUUACAAAAAAUAUCACAAAAUAGUACAUAAAUACAAAAUGUGAAAACAAAAGUAGAAACAACAACUAUUUUAUACAUUUUCUUGUUCAUCUACAUACAUACACUCACACAUACUUGCAUACCGCAUUAAAUUAAGUCUAUUGUUAAAAUGUGUAAAAUUAGUCAUAAUCGUAAGUUUAAGUCUAGUCGUUAAUGUGUUUAUACAUACAUACAAAUAUAUAUAUAUAUAUAUACCUAUACAAUAACUAUUAUAUAUUCCUACCAUAUCUACGCAAUUGUUGUGCGUCUCAAAUAUUUAAUUUUGUUUUAUAUUAUAUUAAUCCAGUAUUUUAACCAAACUUAUUUAACAAAACAAAUUUUUUAUACAAAUAACUCCAUAUUUUAUUUAUGUGUUUGUUUUCAAUAACUCAUAUUAAUUUAAGUUUUUAUGUCAUUUUCUCUCCCUUUAUUGUAGUCUUAUUUAUAUGUUGUACUUUAGUGUUUAAUGCCAUAAAAUUUGAUUUGAAUUAAAGUAGUUUGUUUAAAAAAAA
This is a messenger RNA of Ceratitis capitata (Mediterranean fruit fly), 12894 nucleotides long. RefSeq names its product A-kinase anchor protein 9. Gene Ontology annotation, molecular function: molecular adaptor activity. The record is from RefSeq and is a predicted model, not a curated record. Gene Ontology annotation, biological process: signal transduction. Bases 2332 to 12180 code for a protein of 3282 amino acids. The transcript has 17 exons. Lineage: Eukaryota; Metazoa; Arthropoda; Insecta; Diptera; Tephritidae.